Messenger RNA from Selaginella moellendorffii, 1185 nucleotides. RefSeq names its product aldo-keto reductase family 4 member C10. The coding region runs from base 36 to 1082 and encodes 348 amino acids. The record is from RefSeq and is a predicted model, not a curated record. NCBI's taxonomy places the organism in Eukaryota, Viridiplantae, Streptophyta, Lycopodiopsida, Selaginellales, Selaginellaceae. The transcript has 3 exons. Gene Ontology annotation, molecular function: aldose reductase (NADPH) activity. Gene Ontology annotation, cellular component: cytosol.
GAUUUUUAGGGUUCUUGAGUGAGUAGACGAGGAUCAUGACGGAUUUCUUCCCGCUCAACACCGGUGCAAGGAUUCCCGCGGUUGGGCUUGGAACCUGGGAGGCCGAUGGCGAGGCGUGCACAAGAGCAGUGAGGUUUGCGGCGCUGGAGGCUGGAUACAGGCACAUAGAUUGCUCGCAUUUGUAUGGUAAUGAGAUCCAGGUAGGCCUUGCCUUGAGGGAGAUCCUUGGAGAUGGAGGAGGGAUCAAGCGCGAGGAUCUCUUCCUGACCUCCAAGCUGUGGUUCACUGCCAAGACCCCACGGCAUGUUGAGACGUGCGUGGAUGCGUCGCUUAGGAACUUGGGGCUAGAUUAUCUGGAUCUCUACUUGCUCCAUUGGCCGACUCCAGCCCCGAUGGGAGACGCUACCGAUCCACCUCCAGCUGCUGCCUUGGAGCACCGGGAAGAGGUUAGACAGAUCAAAGAUUCGUGGCAAGCCAUGGAAGCUUUGCUUGCCACGAACAAAGUUCGAGCUAUAGGUGUGAGCAACUUUGGGAUCUCACAGCUUCAAGAGCUUUUGGGCUCUUGUCUCAUAGUUCCAGCAGUAAACCAGGUGGAGUUACAUCCUUUUUGGAGGCAAGACGAUCUGGUGGAGUUCUGCAAGAGGAAAGGAAUCCAUGUCUCGGCCCACACACCGCUCGGGAUUCCGGGCACCAACAUUGGAAGUUUGCAACUCCCGAGUAACGGUGAGAGCUCCAACGCCGAAGGAAAGACGUUCUUAAGAACCAAAUCCGUGAACAGUCCAAUGCUCAAAGCUUCUGUAGUUGCAGCCAUCGCUGAAGAACUCGGGAAAACUCCAGCACAGGUGAUACUGCGAUGGGGAUUGCAAAGAGGGACGAGUGUUCUUCCUCGGAGCUUGACACCCGAAAGGAUCAAGCUCAACAUCGACAUCCUGGAUUGGUGUUUGGCUGACGAUGAUUGGAAGGCCAUCAAUGCCAUGGAACCACAGGUUCGUCUUAUCAACAGCACUUUCUCUUACCUCUCAGAGAACGCCCCACUCCAAGCUGUGAAAGAAGACGAAGUAGAGCAGGCAGAAAACAUAUAGGUGGAAACGAGAAACAUAAAAACAUUGUAAAUUUGGUGUGUCUGUUGCUUUGCUCAAACAGAAAUAUAUUCCCCAACCUUGGAUUUGGGUGUUUGCUUGAAAA